Messenger RNA from Sorghum bicolor (sorghum), 2530 nucleotides. RefSeq names its product DDT domain-containing protein DDB_G0282237. The record is from RefSeq and is a predicted model, not a curated record. Lineage: Eukaryota; Viridiplantae; Streptophyta; Magnoliopsida; Poales; Poaceae. The coding region runs from base 288 to 2147 and encodes 619 amino acids. The transcript has 10 exons.
CACUCCUCUCCUCUUCUUCGCAACCCCAAAACGAAGGAGCCCCCCAGCUCGAAAACGAAGGCGCCAAACCAUUCCCCAAACGCGCCCGCGCCCGCGCCCGCCCGCCCAGCUCCGCCCGCGCCCUCCCAUUCCGCCGCUGCUGGGGUCACUCGCCCCCGCGCCGGCGAAGUCCCUCCCGCGCGGACGCCCCGCCGCCCCGUGGCGCGGCGUCGACGGUCGGUUCCCGGCCUCGCGGAGGCUCCUCCCCGUGUCGAAUCGAGGUAUUUGUCGGCAGGAUCCUAGGCCAAAUGCCUCUCUUUGAUAAGAAACCAUUCUCCUUACUGGAGCCCCCUAAGGACCUGGAUUCAAAGGAGAAGGUGUUCCAAAUUCGAUUCACAAAGGAGAUAUUCCGAGAUUAUGAAGAAUACCUAAAGAGGCUAAACCUUUAUCGCCAGAGAGUUUGGACAUGUAAGAUUUCUGGAAAAUCUAAUUUAACUUUUGAAGAAGCUUUGGUAUCUGAGCAUAAAGCGAUGGAGAAGGCUCAAAAUUUGCCAACUGAGCUAAUGGCUCAUGUUCUUCGGAUGACUCAAUACAGCACUAUUGGUUUACAUGAACUUGUCAAUAAGAUAUAUGCUAGUCUGCUGGAAGAAGUAUUUGAAGGAAUAGAACUACAUGCUAAUAAGGAUGGUGCUGUGGCACCUUGCAAGAUCUUGAAGAUUUUAGAUUCUGGUUGCACAAAGAUGUGUGAAGUUGGUUGGAUUCGACAGGGUAAAGCUGUAACCAACACAUCAGUAAUCAAAGCUGCAGAUCUGUUUUACCGGAGGGCACCUGUUAGCAGGAAUACCCUGAAGAUUUUUAUUAAAGAUGCUACAUCACAAAGUAAUCCAUGGGUUAUCCAUGAGAAUCUCGCCAAAAAAUUUGGCAUAUCCAUGGACCCCCCUGACAGCAUAAUGAAGAAAGGGAGAAAAAGACAAGAGGAUGGAACUAUUGAAGAUGGGAGGAAAAGGCUCAAGACAGAUGAAGAACAGGCAUAUGUAAAGUAUCCAAUAGAUGAUCUGCUAGUAAGGCCCAAUGCAGAUGAUCCGGCUUUAUUUAAGAGACCUCCUCUGGCUACAGAUUUUAGAGUACCAAGAUGUUCUGUGGGAGAUCUCCUUAUGGUAUGGGACUUCUGCUCGUCUUUUGGGAGGGCUCUGAAUCUGUCCCCAUUUCCACUAACAGAUCUGGAAAAUGCAAUUUGCCACAAAGAAAGCAAUGUUCUUCUCGUGGAAAUACAUGUGGCUAUGUUUCACUUGCUUAUGAAGGAUGAAGGUGACUAUUUCACUGUUGUGCAGAACAAGAAACGGAAAUUAAAGCUAAGUUCAGUAACAUGGGACGAGUAUCUAUGUGAUUUCUUGGAAAUGACAAAAAAUGAAGAACUAUCCACUAACAUUGCAACAGUAAAAAGGGUUUAUUAUGGUGUUAUUGACACUGAUAUAAAGCUUAAGAUCCUCCGGGAACUAGUGGAAGAAGCUAUUCAAACCUCUGCCAUAAGGGAGAUACUAAGCGACCGUGUGGACCAGAAACAAGUCCUUAAUGCAACAAAAAGAGAGAACACCAGAAGGGACAAACAAGAGCAAAAUCUUAACACUGAAAUUGCAAUGAAAAAGGAGGAGAAUCAGACAGAUGCUGUGCAAGGUGGCCAUGAGGGUGUAGAUGAGCUGGUUAGGGGAAAAGAAAAUGACAAGAGCAAUAUUUCUCGGAGUAGGACAGAAGGGAAACGACACCUGGUACGACACCUUGAUACCGAGAUCGAUAAAUUAUCCAUCCGUUCCAGCCCUCUUGGUAAAGACAGGCAGUACAAUAGGUACUGGUUUUUCAAGUGUGAAGGAAGGCUUUUUGUUGAAACUGCAGAUUCCAGAGAAUGGGGUUACUACAGCACUAAGGAAGAGCUUGAUGCGCUCAUGGGCUCAUUGAAUGUGAAAGGUAUAAGGGAGAGAGCUUUGAAACGGCAACUAGAGAAGUUCUAUAAUAAGAUAAGUAAUGCCCUAGAGAAACGAUCAAAAGAUAUCGCAAACAAGAUGUUGCUUGAAGAGGGUGUGCUGCGCCGUUCCACACGCGUCCGGGCUAACCCAAAGGACAACCCGUCCAUGGCAUUCCUCAAGUAUGUCAACAAGUGGAAGGAUAACUGAGGUACUCUGAGAUGGUGAUCCGCCAGCACAGUGGGAGGAUAACUGAGCCUUGGGCGUGACCCUCUUAAGUUAUGUAGGCUUUGCUUGGUUAGGUCGUCGCAGUGGGGCUGCCAUACUCAUGGCUGGUUUAUUGACCCCUCAUUAGCUAGUGAAACCUGUAUCAGAACCCACUUUUCUUUUUUCUUUUUCCUUUUGCUUUUCAUGUGUUGGACACCGGUUCACAAAUGAGAACCCUUUGCUCCUUAACUGAACUGUGUCAGGCUUUACAUUUUUUUAGAACAGUUACUAAUCUUUUGCACGAACGAUGUAAACGUGAUGAGGCCGGCGUGGAGAUGCUUCGAUUUGCAACUUGCAAGGGUGGGCCGCGGGCCAAUGUUGCUGUU